Bufo gargarizans (Asiatic toad) is the source of this 3318-nucleotide messenger RNA. RefSeq names its product dipeptidyl peptidase 8 (gene DPP8). The record is from RefSeq and is a predicted model, not a curated record. The transcript has 20 exons. Bases 314 to 2968 code for a protein of 884 amino acids. NCBI's taxonomy places the organism in Eukaryota, Metazoa, Chordata, Amphibia, Anura, Bufonidae. Gene Ontology annotation, biological process: proteolysis. Gene Ontology annotation, molecular function: dipeptidyl-peptidase activity; serine-type peptidase activity.
GAGGGCAGGCCGCCAUUACUCUGGACGUAAGGAAAACACUUGAGUGACCCCAAUAAGCGGUGGACAGAGGCCGCUCAGGACUGUGUACAGACAGCGGGGGACGGCACACAGCCCAGCUACGGCAUUGUGCAACUCCAGGAGUAGGUGCGCCUCCCUCCAGCAGGGGGCGACCGCGUCUGCUUGCCCCCGCCAUUCUCCAGGAAGCGGAUGUGUGAGCGGCAGUUGCACUGGGGAGUGAGAGCAGCCAAGUCAUAACCGGGGACAGAGAGAGAAGAGGAGCCGGGCUCGGCCGCUGACACCCUCCUGCUUCCCCAUGCUAGGAUGUAACAUGGCGGCCGCUAUGGAGACAGAGCCGGUUGGACUCGAGGUAUUUGAAUCUGCAGAGCAAACUGGGGGAGACCGAAAACCUGAACCUUUCUACGUGGAGCGUCACUCAUGGAGUCAGAUGAGGAAGCUGCUUGCAGACACCAGGAAAUACCAUGGAUAUAUGAUGGCCAAAGCCCCGCACAGCUUCACGUUUGUGAAGAGAAAUGACCCAGAUAGCCCUCACUCUGAUCGCAUGUACUAUCUGGGUAUGUCAAUGUCUGGAGAGAACCGGGAGAAUACUCUAUUUUACUCCGAGAUCCCAAAGAACGUGAACCGCGGAGCGCUCCUCAUGCUGUCCUGGAAGCCUUUGCUGGACACCUUUCAGGCCACCCCUGAUUACGGCAUGUACUCCCGUGAAGAAGAGCUGCUCCGGGAGAGGAAACGCAUUGGUACAGUGGGCAUUUCUGCUUUUGAUUAUCACGCAAAGAGUGGAACUUUCCUAUUCCAAGCAGGAAGCGCCAUCUACACUGUCCGUGAUGGGGGCACCCGUGGAUUCACGAAGCAGUCGCUGCAGCCACAGUUACUGGAAAGCAGUUGCCCCAAUAUUCGCAUGGAUCCCACCAUCUGUCCUGGAGACCCUACCUGGAUGGCAUUUGUGCACAGCAAUGAUUUGUGGGUGGCCAAUGUAGAGAGCGGCGAGGAGCGCAGGCUGACAUUCGUGCACAAAGAUUUGGUUGGAGUGGAAGAAGAUUCCCGUUCUGCCGGAGUAGCCUCCUUCGUUUUACAGGAGGAGUUUGAUCGCUACACUGGAUACUGGUGGUGUCCCCGCAGUGAAACAACCCCGUCAGGCGGUCAGAUACUGCGCCUCCUCUAUGAAGAGAAUGACGAAUCUGAGGUUGAGAUAAUCCAUGUGACAUCACCAAUGCUGGAGACACGCAGGACGGAUUCUUUUAGGUACCCCAAAGCUGGGACUGCAAACCCAAAAGUGACAUUUAAGCUGUCAGAAAUAACUGUGGAUUCGGAGGGCAGAGUGUUGGACGUUGUAGACAAAGGGCUGCGGCAGCCAUUCGAGGUGCUGUUUGCAGGAUGUGAAUACAUCGCUAGAGCUGGCUGGACUCCAGAUGGAAAGUAUGCCUGGGCUAUCCUGCUCGAUCGCCCUCAAACACGUCUGCAGAUUGUCCUGAUCCCGCCGUCUCUGUUUGUGGCUCCCUACAAAGAACUUUCAGAGCAUCACCGGUUGUCGGAGUCUGCUUCUGAAUGUGUGACACCUCUUGUGAUCUAUGAGGAAACGACGGAUAUAUGGAUAAAUAUUCAUGAUAUCCUGUACUUUUUCCCCCAAACCCGAGAUGAUGAAAUCCAGUUCCUCUUUGCCUCUGAGUGCAAGACGGGAUUUCGGCACCUUUACCGGAUCACCAGCAUAUUGAGAGCGGCCAGUUCUGGUAGAGCAGGAGCUGAUCUUCUGGGGCUCAGUGACUUCAGAUGCCCCGUAAAGGAAGAGGUAGCUGUGACCAGUGGAGAGUGGGAGGUUCUUGGUAGACAUGGAUCCACUAUUCGGGUAGAUGAAGUCAAUAAACUGGUCUAUUUUGAAGCCACAAAGGACACUCCUCUAGAACAUCAUCUGUAUGUUGCAAACUAUGAGACUCCAGGAGAGGUGAAGAGACUCACAGAUCUUGGCUUUUCCCAUUCCUGUUGUGUUAGUAAGCACUGCGAUAUGUUCAUUAGUAGAUACAGCAGCCAGACCCUCCCACAUUCAGUGCAUCUUUUUAAAAUCAAAGGCAACGGAUCUGAUCCAACACAAAAGGAUAAAGAUUUUUGGGCUACUCUUCUGGAGUCACCAGGGACCGUUCCUGGGUACAUAGCCCCAGAGAUUUUCUCUUUCCCCAGUAGGACAGGAUUCACUCUUUAUGGCAUGAUGUAUCGACCUCAUCAGUUGCAGCCAGGGAAGAAGUACCCCACUGUUCUCUUCAUAUAUGGAGGUCCACAGGUUCAGCUGGUUAACAACAGAUUCAAGGGCGUUAAGUAUUUUCGGCUGAAUACCCUUGCAUCAUUGGGUUAUGUAGUUGUUGUUAUCGACAAUCGAGGUUCCUGUCACCGUGGACUAAAGUUUGAAGGAGCAUUCAAGUACAAGAUGGGUCAAGUGGAGAUAGAUGAUCAGGUGGAGGGUUUGCAGUAUCUGGCUGCUAAGCAUAGUUUCAUAGACCUUGACCGAGUUGGUAUCCAUGGCUGGUCAUAUGGAGGCUACCUCUCGCUAAUGGCUUUGAUCCAGAAACCUGAUAUUUUCAGAGUAGCUAUUGCUGGAGCCCCCGUAACACUUUGGAUCUUCUAUGAUACAGGAUAUACAGAGCGGUACAUGGGUCAUCCUGACCAAAAUGAACAUGGCUACUACCUAGGCUCUGUUGCAAUGCAAGCAGAAAAAUUUCCCUCUGAACCAAGUCGUCUUCUUCUAUUGCAUGGUUUCCUAGAUGAAAAUGUUCACUUUGCUCACACAAGCAUCCUCCUUAGUUUCUUAGUGCGCAGUGGGAAGCCGUAUGACCUACAGAUCUACCCUCAGGAGCGUCACAGUAUUCGGGUUCCUGAAUCAGGAGAACAUUAUGAACUGCACCUCCUGUAUUAUCUGCAGGAAAACCUGGGGUCUCACAUAGCAGUCACCAAAGCCUUGUGAGCACAGUGUUAACGGUGGUCAGCUUGGGCGUGGGAAGUGCAGCACCCCUGCUACCGCCAUAGAAUGGCACCUGUAGGCCCCAUAUACACUGCUUGGUUCUAGGCUGACCGUCAGAGAAGGAAUUGAAGGCAUAAUCCCUUUGCUACAGUGAUAUCUCACAACAGUCGACCAGUCAAGAGGAUAAAUCAUAUGAACCAUAGUUGGGAAUUGUGAUUCCCAACACCCACCCCCAACACACACACACUCUACUCAAUAUGGAUUUAUUAUCUUAUUUUUAUUUUUAUUUUAUUUUUUUAGGCCGAAUGCAAACGACCGUGGAACACAGACGUGAGCGGUCCGUGGUAUCCCGG